Messenger RNA from Pestalotiopsis fici W106-1, 1239 nucleotides. RefSeq lists its product as uncharacterized. The transcript is spliced from 2 exons. The coding region runs from base 1 to 1239 and encodes 412 amino acids. The record is from RefSeq and is a predicted model, not a curated record. Lineage: Eukaryota; Fungi; Ascomycota; Sordariomycetes; Amphisphaeriales; Sporocadaceae.
AUGUCCAAGUCACUUCUAAAAUCAGUCGACGAAAUACUGCCUGCUAUUCACCACGCUCUUUCUGGCUCGGCGGGCACCUUGAUCUCAACAUGCGCAGCCUAUCCGUUAUCUCUAGUAGUAAUCCGUCUACAAGUACAGCGACAACUAGCACGUGCCGGUCGUCUCGCCGCAGCAGACGAAUACGCCGGCAUCGUCGACGCCUUUUUUCGGAUCUUGCGGGAUGGCGAGCAGAGUGCAGGCGUUGUGGGCAGAGUCCGGAGCAUCGCAGCGCUCUAUACUGGCCUGACGACGGAGUCGGCCAAAUCUGUCUUGGACUCUUUUCUAUUCUUUUUGUUCUAUGAGCUCUUCCGGUCCCGGGCUCCCUGGAGCCGUGCUGGCUCACAUCCUGCCGGCGCGGCUUACCACAAUGGUGACCGGGCUGUGCGGGUAUUCCGCGAAUUGGCCACGGGCGUCCUCGCCGGCGCUUGCUCGAGGGCCCUGACUACACCCAUCGCCAACGUUGUCACGAGGAAACAGACUGGGGCCAUGGUGGAGGGAGGGGCUGUUGACGCGAGGCGGUUGAGUGUACGAGAGAUCAUGCGAGGCAUCUUGGACGAAAGGGGGGUCAAGGGGCUCUGGUCUGGGUAUUCGGCCACACUAGUCUUGACUCUGAACCCCGGCAUCACCUUUUUCCUGCAAGACUUUCUCACGAAACAGAUUGUGGGAGACGACGGCAGCGGGGAGGAUCCGGGUGCGGCUUUGACGUUUCUACUGGCAGCCUCGAGCAAGGCAAUAGCGAGCACAAUCACGUACCCCUUCCAAACAGCGAAAGCCCGUCUCCAGGCCGGCGUACCCGUGGAUUCAAAUUCAGAAUCUGCAUCACCGGGAGAGAGUGAAAAGCAACAAGCCAAAGAGUCUUCUUCUUCUCCUCCCAGGGAAAGCCCGCAAGCAUCUGGCAAUGUCAAGUCCGCAGACGACGCAACGCUUGACCCCGGCCGCGCCCUACACAAAUUUGCCCAACAGAGCGUCUUUGGUACCAUAGCGAAAAUUUCACGCACUGAAGGUGUCGGGGCGCUCUACGAUGGCGUUCACGGAGAGCUGCUCAAGGGUUUCUUUAGCCAUGGCACAACCAUGCUCGCAAAAAGCCUUAUUCAUAAAUUGUUGUUCAAGCUAUAUCUCCUCCUUGCGAGGAUUUUGCAGCAAUGGAGAGCAAAAGAACGCCAUAGGUCUAGAACAUUUGGUCCGUUGAAGGUUGUCUGA